Magallana angulata is the source of this 1032-nucleotide messenger RNA. RefSeq lists its product as uncharacterized. Gene Ontology annotation, biological process: DNA integration. The record is from RefSeq and is a predicted model, not a curated record. The transcript has a single exon. Bases 1 to 1032 code for a protein of 343 amino acids. Lineage: Eukaryota; Metazoa; Mollusca; Bivalvia; Ostreida; Ostreidae. Gene Ontology annotation, molecular function: nucleic acid binding.
AUGUCAUGCUUACCACUGAAAAGCACAGAGUCUGAUGUAACCAUAGAUAUGGUGGACGCUUUUUAUCUUGGACAGAUUGAAACUCUACCAGUUUCUAGCAAAAACAUUCAAAACGAAACUCGUAAAGACGUAGUUCUAGGUCGUGUCAUGUCGUGCAUUAACAGUGAUUGGACUUCUACUGACAAAGAUGGAGAGUUAGCACCAUACUACUCACGACGAAGUGAACUAUCUAUUCAUCAUGGCUGUAUCAUGUGGGGAGUAAGAGUCAUUAUACCUACCAAACUCCGCAACUUGGUGAUUUCACAGAUACAUGAACGACAUCUAGGAGUGGUCAAAAUGAAAACACUUGCUAGGAGUUUCUGUUGGUGGCCAGGAAUUGACCAGGACAUUGAAACUAUCGCCAAAAGAUGUAAUGGAUGUCAACAAAACCAGAAUUCGCCUAAGGGAGCACCAUUGAAUGCUUGGGAGUGGCCAACCAAGCCAUGGGAGCGAAUUCACAUAGAUUUUGCAGGACCGUUUUUAGGAUAUAUGUUUCUUAUAAUGGUGGAUUCAAAUUCAAAGUGGCCAGAGGUGGUGAAAAUGAGCACAACCACAUCAACCCGUACUAUUGAUGUUCUGAGAACCAUUUUCUCCAGAAAUGGACUUCCAGUAACAAUUGUGAGUGACAAUGGCCCACAAUUUACCUCAAGAGAAUUUGAAGAGUUCUUGAAUGCUAACGGCAUAAAGCACAUCAAGACAUCACAGUACCACCCAUCUAGUAAUGGACUUGCAGAGCGUUUUGUCCAAACUUUCAAGCAAUCCAUGAAAUGCAGUAAGAAUGAUGCAGGGAGCAUUGAAAGAAAACUGGCAAAUUUCUUGUUGGCGUAUAGAAAUACUGCACAUGCAACAACAAAUGAAACACCAGCAAAGCUCAUGAUGGGGAGGGAGUUGAGAACGAAAAUGGAUCUUUUUGAGGCCAAACACGGAGUUACAUGUCAAGCAGAAGCAAGAAGAAAUGUGUUUACAGAGAACUACACAGAACAGAGAAUUUGA